AUGCAUUAAUAAAAAUCCGAUUUUUUAAGUGCAUGUAUAAAUAUGUUCAAAGGUUUAAUAGGUAUAGGAGUUUUAUCAUUACCAAUUGCAUUUUCGCGAAGCGGUUAUUUAACUGGAUUAUUUUUAUUAACGUUUUGCGGAUAACUAAUGAUAUAUGUAAGUAAAAAGAUGAUGGAAAUAGCUGACAAGUAAUUAUUUUAAGCCUAAAACAUAACCUAGUUUUGUAUUUAAACAUUGGGAAAAAAAUCAGAAUUAUUAAUAAAUAUAUGUUUAUUUGGAAUGCAAUUAAGUGUAUGUGUGGCUUAUGUGAUAUAUUUUACGAGUUAUUUUUAAGAGAUUUUCUGUAUUUUAAUAGUAAAUAGGUAAAAUUAUAUUUGUUAGUCAAGACUUAUUCCUUUAUUGUUUUCUUUGGUUUUAAUUUUCCCUUUAAUUUUUAUAAAGGAAAUUUCUAAAUUAUAAUAAUGGAGUCUAAUGGCGAAUAUUUUAGUGUUUUUUAGUCUUUCGGUUAUUUCUUUAUUUUGCAUCUAUAAUAUUUUUAUAAAUGGAGUUUCUUAAUAAAAAAGUGCAUUUAAAUUUGAUGGAUUAGGAAAUUCUGUGGGCGUAUUUAUUUUUACAUUUGAAGGAAUAGGCCUAUAUUUUGAUAUAAGAUAUUCUAUGAAAGAACCAUAUAGAUUUAAAUAAGUAUUAGAAUAUACUAUAAAUUUUACUAUAUUAUUAUACUCAUUAAUUGCUCUUUUGGGGUAUAUUACAUUCGGAGAUAAUGUUUAGGAUGUUAUUUUAUUUAAUUUACCUAUAAAUGGCUUUUUUUUCAAUUUUGUUUAACUUUGUUAUUGUGUUGCGUUGAUAUUUUCAUAUCCGCUUUAAAUUUUUCCUUUAGUAGAUGUUAAAAACUAGUAUAUUUAUGUCAACGAAAAUUAUUAAGAAAAUAAUGAUUUAGAUAAUAUUAAUUAAAAAAAAAUAUAAUAUGAAAUAAAAAGUGUUUUUGUAAGAGUUUUUUUUACUUUAUUUAUAUUUCUUUCAGCACUUUUAUUAAAUAAAGUCUCCAUUUUUAUUAACUUAAUAGGAUCAGUUUGUGGUACUACACUUUCUUAUGCGAUUCCUGUUAUUAUUUGUAAUAAAUGUAAUAAAAAUCUUAGUAAAGAGUAAUAUUAUAUUAAUUGUCUUAUUCUUAUAAUUGGAAUUGGAUUUGGUUUUUUUGGUAUAAAAUCUACUAUUUAAGCUUUUUAUAUAUGA
This is a messenger RNA of Ichthyophthirius multifiliis, 1233 nucleotides long. RefSeq names its product transmembrane amino acid transporter protein, putative. The record is from RefSeq and is a predicted model, not a curated record. Gene Ontology annotation, molecular function: amino acid transmembrane transporter activity. NCBI's taxonomy places the organism in Eukaryota, Ciliophora, Oligohymenophorea, Hymenostomatida. The transcript is spliced from 2 exons. Gene Ontology annotation, biological process: amino acid transmembrane transport.